UCUGAACGGCAAGCACAAUAAAUGAGUCCUAUUUCCAAAUACUAAUUACUCUUCGUUACUGAUUACCAUAGUUGAGAACGCAGAAUUAUUGUUUGAACAUCCUAUUCUGCUUCCAUAUCUUCUAUCAUCGGUUUUGGCGUGCACACGGAUUGCUGAAAGUAGCUAAAUCCCCUCCCAGAAUCGGUGUGGCGCUGAAAAAGGUUUAGGACCAUGUAUCAAUUUCCAGUUAGAGGGUUGGAGAAAAUCCGCAGAACAAGAAGAAAAGUGAAAAAUAUUCUUGGAGAAUUUGGACUUGAAGAAUGUCUUAGUUGGACCGAGGAUCUCCAGGAAUUUUACCCUGGAGACAAUGUUUUUGAUGCUACAGACUGGUGCGAUUUAUCUGAUGGGUUUGAUGGGCGUUGGAUAAAAAAGUGGGAAUAUCGGACACGAGGAUUGUGCUGCAGCUUGUGCAAGUUCUCUGCAAGAUCCUGGCAUGCCUAUAGAACUCAUGUUCAGCGUUGCCAUGAUGAAGAAGAGCGUCUUUGCAAGCUUUCGUCCUGUACUUCCUGCCCAUUUAUUGCCCAUCCCAGAGUGGUCUCCAAGCACUGCAGAUUGUUCCACGUCGAGGACCCAAAGUUAGAAUCUGGUGCAGUCCCCCAACUGCCUCCAAGAGCUGUGAGCGGCACCACAUUUCAGUGUCGGAAAUGUCAUUUACAAGAUACUCUCUUGUACAGUGUAAAAAAGCAUGUUCUCCUUUAUCACUACACCUCCACGUUGAACAAAUAUGCUGGGCAGAGACCAGAGAGGGAACUUAAAGCCCUAGGAGAUAUUUCUCAGAAAUUCUACUGCAAGAAGUGUUACGUAGCAGCUGAGACAUCUGAACACUUACUGUAUCAUCUUCUAACUUCAGAAAAGCACAAGGAGCUGGAUGUGCAUAUCAGAGCUCUAAUUUUUGAAACCGAAAGUAAGAAACAAUACCCUGCUCUAGCACCAAAAGCCCAAGGCACUUCUGCUGUUGUAAUGAUGAAAGAUCAGCCAGCAAUACCUGGUACACUGGCUGCUGGUGGAAUCAAAAUGUUGGAAAAUGGUAGCUCCCAUGUCAUCACUACCCCUGGAACAAGCCAACCAUUUCUCCCCACUCAAGCUUCUGCCCUGGUUCAGCUUGCGAGCGCUGAGGCGAAGGGCUUAUUGAGGCCUGGAGUACCACUGGCUUUCCAGAACCCCCAAACUGGAAGACCUGCAUCUGCUGUUCCUCCUACAGCUCCCCACCAGGUGCCCGUCAGAGUAGGCCAUCCUGGUCAGUCACAACUACAACCUGUAUCCCGCCAGAUUGUCUUUCCACCAGGUGUUCGCCUUAAUGUACCUGCUGUUAGGCCACCGGCUCCUCAGUCCAUACUUGUUAAUCCAAGAUUACCCCAACCCAGCCCAGGAGGCACCAUGAUGACUUCACAGUCCCUACUGAGUCAUUUGAUCCCCACAGGCAACAAAGUGGAUGGGUUGCCCACCUAUACUCUUGCUCCUUUGCAGGUCUUAUCAGUCCAGUCAAAUAACUCGCAAGGAGUCAGCAAAGCACCGUUGCCUGUGUCUCAGAACAUCUCCGCGACUCAUCAGAACAAACAAAACAGUGCCCUGCCAGUCCCCAAGCAAACCAAGAAAUGGAUCACUUGCCCUAUCUGUAAUGAACUCUUCCCAUCUGAUAUCUACGAGUCCCAUCCAGAGGUUCACAAAGAGUCAUCUAAUAAGCCCAAGCUCGGCCUGGCUGCUCGUGCUCCUUUCUUAAAAAAGAUGCCAGACAAGACGGUGAAAUGCCUGACUUGCAGGAUCUUGAUAUCGGAAAAGGGUGUUUUCGAACACCUGCUUCAUGGCAUGAUCUGCUUGUUUUGUACAGGGAUAUUCUACUCCAUUAAGCAGCUUGUCGACCAUAUACAGAUGGAACAUAAUCAGACCCAAAAGAGUAACUGCGACUUCAUGCGACGAGAAUACCGACUUUAUACGGAUGAGGCAGGGAAUCUGCUUUUCCCAUAUUUUGACAUCAGGACCAUGGCUCCUAAACUAAUAAUGGGGGAAAAAGAGCUCAAUCUUGCAUUGGUCACCAGCUCCCUCGAUCUGAUCUUUGUGAAAAUGUUGCCCAACAAUCCUCAGGCUGUUUGCAAGGCGCCCACAUCAUCCAAGAUGCCCACUCCCAAGCUUGAUUACAUGGAGUGCCCCUUCUGCUCUGAGAAGCUUUUGAGCAUGGAAGCCUAUCAAAUGCACCUCAAAGAAAAGCACUUCAUUGUGCCCACUCUGCAUGCAAUACUUAAAACCCCAUCAUACAGAUGCCUCUACUGUGGUGGCGUUUACACUGGGAAGACCACUACCAAGGCCAUCAUUGUCCACUUGGGUAAAUGUCGCAGUGCACCCAAAGGCCUCAAAUUUGCUGAAAAAAUGAGUUCUGGAUUAGCUGUUACUCCCAGAGCUAACAGUGCAUAUGUGUCAUACCCAGCCCACCCAAAACAGAUCACUGGUCCAACCCCAGCUUCAGUCCAAGCCUCUGUUCCUGCCAUAAAGACACCAGAAACAGAAGCAGAGUUACAGAGCCAGCUACGUCUAGAAAUAGCUUUUCGAGAAGCUAUGGAGGCAAAUAGGAGAGAGAGAGAAGAACGGUUGGCAAGGAGGAGAAAGAUAGAGAAAGAUAGGUUGGCUGGCCUGACUGUCCCCCCACCUGAAAUAAUCAUUGAUCCCUCUGUGACAUUCGCAUUAGAUCCUAUCGGAAUGGAGUUGCGCCCCUUUGAAGAACGACGUGAAUUUGUCAACAAGUAUUUUAAUACGCAGCCUUACCCGCUCAAGAAGGAGAUAGUUGCCCUGAGUAGCCGUUUACUGCUUAACAAAACGGAUGUUGCUUGCCAGAUUGGUGGAAAACGUACCAGGUGUUUGAAGAACAUACAGAAAAACAAGGCUGUAGUACUGUUAGGCUUCAAUAUGGCAGAGCUGACGAAAGUCAAGCAUGAUCUUUUUAUCCCAGAGAUAGAGCCAGAGAAGAUACUCACUAUGACAGAAUCAGAAAUGGUGACAGAAUCAGAAAUGGUGACCGAAGCGGAAAGGGUGACCGAAGCAGAAACGGUGACUGAAGCAGAAACGGUGACUGAAGCAGAAACGGUGACUGAAGCAGAAACGGUGACCGAAGCAGAAAUGGAGCAAGAGUAGCUUCCCAACUGUAAUAAAGUCAAGGGAGAGAGACUUACAAUGCAAAUUUUAUCUAGAGCCUAAACAGUAAUGUGUCCCUUGAAACAAUGCAAAAGAUGACCAUUCACACCGGAACUAGUGUUUAAUAACUGAACUGCUAUUUGGGAGAAACUUGAGAUUGAAACAAGCAAAAAUGAUGUGUUUGAGUUUGGCUGCUGUUCAUUAAUGUAUGUGUACUUUUAAACAUGUUUUUUUUUUUUUCAUACUAAAACAUUUUAAAGUAUACAAUCAUUACUUUUCAAUGAGGCAUUGCUUUAUGCAAGGUUCAUUAACUUAAAGUCAAAUUAGUUUUUGUAGCCCAUUUAUAGUUCUAGGGUUGAAAACUUUGAUAUUGUAUGCUGUUAUACCUUUCUUGUUUGCCAAACCACAAUUUGUUUUCACAUAAUUUAUUUGUUGUAACUUAAGCAUUUAUGAAGUUUUCCAUUUUCAUGUAUCUUCAUAUUAAUAACUUCUGUGUAUUGUCAAGUUUAUUUCUGUUUUGCUUGCCUUAUUCUUAUAUAAAUCUUGUAUUCAACUUAUUGUUUUGAUCAGGUAUUUGCCUAAAUGUUUUCCUCAGUCUAGUAUGAAUGAAUGCUACAUGCAGUGAUAUUAAUGGCUAAUGAUCAUUACAGAAGUGUGGACCUUUGUAAAUGGAUUAGUUAUUAUAGUAUAGUUAAACUGUAUCUGUAUCUAGUAGACUCUUGGUUUUGCAUUUUAUUUCCACAUUUUAAUAUUGAGUAUUAUAAAUGCCAACAUCCAAGCUUACACAAUAAAGGGUGAGUCAAUAAA
Molecule: messenger RNA, 3969 nt
Organism: Xyrauchen texanus (razorback sucker)
Lineage: Eukaryota; Metazoa; Chordata; Actinopteri; Cypriniformes; Catostomidae
Gene: adnp2b
Product: ADNP homeobox 2b
Exons: 4
Coding region: 211-3162 (983 amino acids)
Biological process (GO): regulation of gene expression
Cellular component (GO): nucleus
Source: RefSeq, a predicted model, not a curated record